CGGGCCGGGCGGAACAGUGGCGGCGGCGGCCGCAGGAGCCGAGCCUGCAGCGAGGGACCGGCUGAGGCGUGCGGGAGGGAAGGAGGCGAGGGCUCCGCGACGCUGCCGCUGCCGCCGCCGCCGCCGCUGCCGCCGCUCGCGGGGCAGAGAUGGCGGCGGAGCGGGGAGCCCGGCGACUCCUCAGCACCUCCUCCUUCUGGCUCUGCUGCCUGCUGCUGCUCGGGCGCCCGGCGCCCGCCGCGGCAGCCAGGAGCGGCUCCCCGCCGCAGUCCCCAGGAUCCAGCGUUCGAACAUUCACUCCAUUUUAUUUUCUGGUGGAGCCAAUGGAUACGCUCUCAGUUAGAGGCUCUUCUGUUAUAUUGAACUGUUCAGCAUAUUCUGAACCUUCUCCAAAAAUUGAAUGGAAAAAAGAUGGAACUUUUUUAAACUUAGUAUCAGAUGACCGACGCCAGCUUCUCUCAGAUGGGUCUUUAUUUAUCAGCAGUGUGGUGCAUUCCAAACACAAUAAACCUGAUGAAGGUUAUUAUCAGUGUGUGGCCACUGUUGAGAGUCUUGGAACUAUUGUCAGCAGAACAGCCAAGCUCACAGUAGCAGGUCUUCCAAGAUUUGCCAGCCAACCAGAACCUUCUUCAGUUUAUGCUGGGAACAGUGCAAUUCUGAAUUGUGAAGUUAAUGUAGAUUUGGUCCCGUUUGUGAGGUGGGAACAGAACAGACAGCCUCUUCUUCUGGAUGAUAGAGUUAUCAAACUUCCAAGUGGAACACUGGUUAUCAGCAACGCUACUGAAGGAGAUGGGGGACUUUAUCGCUGCAUAGUUGAAAGUGGUGGGCCACCAAAGUAUAGCGAUGAAGCUGAAUUGAAAGUUCUUCCAGAUCCUGAAUUCACUUCAAACUUGGUAUUUUUGAAACAGCCUUCUUCCUUAGUCAGGGUCAUUGGUCAGAGUGCAGUGUUGCCGUGUGUUGCUUCAGGACUUCCUACUCCAACCAUUAGAUGGAUGAAAAAUGAGGAGGCGCUUGACACAGAAAGCUCUGAAAAAUUGGUGUUGCUGGCAGGUGGUAGUCUGGAGAUCAGUGAUGUUACUGAGGAUGAUGCGGGGACUUAUUUUUGUAUUGCUGAUAAUGGAAAUGAGACAAUUGAAGCUCAAGCAGAGUUUACAGUACAAGCCCAACCUGAAUUCCUGAAACAGCCUACUAAUAUAUAUGCUCACGAAUCAAUGGAUAUUGUAUUUGAAUGUGAAGUGACUGGGAAACCAACUCCAGCUGUGAAGUGGGUCAAGAAUGGGGAUAUGGUUAUUCCAAGUGAUUACUUUAAGAUUGUAAAGGAACAUAAUCUUCAAGUUUUGGGUCUGGUGAAAUCAGAUGAAGGGUUCUAUCAAUGCAUUGCUGAGAAUGAUGUUGGAAAUGCACAAGCUGGAGCCCAACUGAUAAUCCUUGAACAUGCACCAGCCACAGCGGGACCACUGCCUUCAGCUCCUCGGGAUGUCGUGGCCUCCCUGGUCUCUACCCGCUUCAUCAAACUGACGUGGCGCACACCUGCAUCAGAUCCUCAUGGAGACAACCUUACCUACUCUGUCUUCUACACCAAAGAGGGGAUUGCUAGGGAACGUGUUGAGAAUACCAGUCGCCCAGGAGAAAUGCAGGUAACCAUUCAAAACCUAAUGCCAGCGACUGUGUACAUCUUUAGAGUUCUGGCUCAAAAUAAACAUGGCUCCGGAGAGAGUUCAGCUCCACUCCGAGUAGAAACACAGCCUGAGGUUCAGCUCCCUGGCCCAGCACCUAACAUCCGAGCAUAUGCAGCUUCACCUACUUCCAUCACUGUCACCUGGGAAACACCGUUGUCUGGCAAUGGGGAAAUUCAGAAUUACAAAUUGUACUACAUGGAAAAAGGGACUGAUAAAGAACAGGAUGUUGAUGUUUCAAGUCACUCCCAUACCAUUAAUGGGCUGAAAAAAUACACAGAGUAUAGUUUCCGAGUGGUGGCUUACAACAAACAUGGUCCUGGAGUCUCCACACAAGAUGUUGCUGUUCGAACGUUGUCAGAUGUUCCCAGUGCUGCUCCUCAGAAUCUGUCCUUAGAAGUAAGAAAUUCAAAGAGUAUUGUGAUUCACUGGCAGCCACCUCCUCCAGCCACACAAAAUGGUCAGAUUACUGGCUACAAGAUUCGCUACCGAAAGGCCUCCCGAAAGAGUGAUGUCACUGAGACCUUGGUAACUGGGACACAGUUGUCUCAUCUGAUUGAAGGUCUUGAUCGGGGGACUGAGUAUAAUUUCCGAGUGGCUGCUCUAACAGUCAACGGCACAGGCCCGGCUACUGACUGGCUGUCUGCUGAAACUUUUGAAAGUGACUUAGAUGAAACUCGUGUUCCUGAAGUGCCUAGUUCUCUUCAUGUCCGGCCACUGGUUACUAGUAUUGUAGUAAGCUGGACUCCUCCAGAGAAUCAGAACAUUGUGGUCAGAGGUUAUGCCAUUGGUUAUGGCAUUGGCAGCCCUCAUGCCCAGACCAUCAAAGUGGACUAUAAACAGCGCUAUUACACCAUAGAAAAUCUGGAUCCCAGCUCUCACUAUGUGAUAACCCUGAAAGCCUUUAACAACGUGGGUGAGGGCAUCCCCUUGUAUGAGAGCGCUGUGACCAGACCUCACACAGACACUUCUGAAGUUGAUUUAUUUGUUAUUAAUGCUCCAUACACUCCAGUGCCAGAUCCCACUCCCAUGAUGCCACCUGUGGGAGUUCAGGCUUCCAUUCUGAGUCAUGACACCAUAAGGAUCACAUGGGCGGACAACUCACUGCCCAAACACCAGAAGAUUACAGAUUCCCGGUACUACACAGUCCGAUGGAAAACCAACAUCCCAGCAAACACCAAGUACAAGAAUGCAAAUGCAACAACUUUAAGUUACUUGGUGACUGGUUUAAAAGCAAAUACACUGUAUGAAUUCUCUGUGAUGGUGACCAAAGGUCGAAGAUCAAGCACGUGGAGUAUGACAGCCCAUGGGACCACCUUUGAAUUUGUUCCUACUUCUCCACCCAAGGAUGUGACAGUUGUGAGUAAAGAGGGAAAACCUAGGACGAUAAUUGUAAAUUGGCAACCUCCCUCAGAAGCCAAUGGCAAAAUUACGGGUUACAUCAUAUAUUAUAGUACGGAUGUGAAUGCGGAGAUACACGACUGGGUUAUUGAGCCUGUUGUGGGAAACAGGUUGACUCACCAGAUACAAGAGUUAACACUUGACACACCGUACUACUUCAAAAUCCAAGCCCGAAACUCAAAGGGCAUGGGGCCCAUGUCUGAAGCUGUCCAAUUCAGAACACCUAAAGCGGACUCCUCUGAUAAAAUGCCUAAUGAUCAAGCCUCAGGUUCUGCAGGAAAAGGAAGCCGGCUGCCAGACCUAGGAUCUGACUACAAACCUCCGAUGAGUGGUAGUAACAGCCCGCAUGGAAGCCCCACCUCUCCCCUGGACAGUAGCAUGCUGCUGGUCAUCAUUGUUUCGGUUGGCGUCGUCACCAUUGUGGUGGUUGUGGUCAUCGCUGUCUUUUGCACCAGGCGCACCACCUCUCACCAGAAAAAGAAACGAGCUGCUUGCAAAUCAGUGAAUGGCUCCCACAAGUACAAAGGGAACUCCAAAGAUGUCAAACCCCCGGACCUCUGGAUCCAUCAUGAGAGACUGGAGCUGAAACCCAUCGAUAAAUCUCCAGACCCAAACCCCAUCAUGACUGAUACUCCAAUUCCUCGUAACUCUCAAGAUAUCACACCAGUUGACAAUUCCAUGGACAGCAACAUCCAUCAAAGGCGGAAUUCAUAUAGAGGGCAUGAAUCAGAGGACAGCAUGUCUACACUGGCUGGAAGGCGGGGAAUGAGACCAAAAAUGAUGAUGCCCUUUGACUCCCAGCCACCCCAGCCUGUGAUUAGUGCCCAUCCCAUCCAUCCCCUCGAUAACCCUCACCAUCAUUUCCACUCCAGCAGCCUCGCUUCUCCAGCUCGCAGUCAUCUCUACCACCCGGGCAGCCCGUGGCCCGUUGGCACAUCCCUGUCCCUUUCAGACAGGGCCAAUUCCACAGAAUCCGUUCGAAAUACCCCCAGCACUGACACCAUGCCAGCCUCCUCGUCUCAAACAUGCUGUACUGAUCACCAGGAUCCUGAAGGUGCUACCAGUUCCUCUUACUUGGCCAGCUCCCAAGAGGAAGAUUCAGGCCAGAGUCUUCCUACAGCCCACGUGCGCCCUUCCCACCCAUUGAAGAGCUUUGCUGUGCCGGCAGUCCCGCCCCCAGGCCCUCCCACCUAUGACCCCGCGCUGCCAAGCACACCAUUACUCUCCCAGCAAGCUCUGAACCAUCACAUUCACUCGGUGAAGACGGCCUCCAUUGGGACUUUAGGAAGGAGCCGGCCUCCUAUGCCAGUGGUGGUGCCCAGUGCCCCUGAUGUGCAGGAGACCACAAGGAUGCUGGAAGACUCUGAGAGUAGCUACGAACCAGAUGAGCUGACCAAAGAGAUGGCCCACCUGGAAGGACUAAUGAAGGACCUAAAUGCCAUCACGACAGCAUGAGACCUUCCCCAGGACCUGACUGCAGACCUGGGUCUAGAAGUCUUGGGACAGAGCCUGGAAAGCAAGGAUUGUACAGAGCACGCGAGGACAGCACUUGAGAACACAGAGCGAGCGAGCCGACUAGCCGGCGCCCCUGCGUGGGGCCGGCUCCAGGCACGGCCACCUGCCUUCUCCUGGUCGGCCUGGAAGAAGCCCAUGUCAAGGCGGCUUCCCUUUGCCUGCUGAUACCCUGCAGGACUGGGCACCAUGGGCCAAGAUUUUGUGUCCGGGGAAGAGGCAAGAAGUGCACGCUACAUUUCACUUUGUGGCCAGGCUGUGUCUUCGUGCUGCGACUGCAUCGCCUUUAUGGAGUGUAGACAUUGGCAUUUACGUACAAUUUUGUGUCCUAUUUUAUUUUACCUUCGAAAGGAAAACACUAUCAAAAACCAAGGGAGUCCAUGGUGUUCUCCACAAGUGGUUGACAUUUGACUACUUGUUUGAAUUCUGUAUGGAAAGUCAUUGACAGUGUGGGUUGUCCCAGGGGUUGGCUUGUUUUUUUGUUUUUAUUUUUGAAUUCUGAGUCAUUGCAUCCUCUACCAGCUGUUAAUCCACCACUUUGAGGGGGGAGGAAAUGUUGCAUUGCUGUUUGUAAGCUUUUUUAUUAUUUUUUUAUUAUAAUUAUUAAAGGCCUGACUUUCUCCUCUCAUCACUGUGAGAUCACAGAUCUAUUUGAAUGAAAUGUAACAUUGAAAAGACUUGUUUGUUGCU
Molecule: messenger RNA, 5279 nt
Organism: Neomonachus schauinslandi (Hawaiian monk seal)
Lineage: Eukaryota; Metazoa; Chordata; Mammalia; Carnivora; Phocidae
Gene: NEO1
Product: neogenin 1
Exons: 29
Coding region: 150-4532 (1460 amino acids)
Biological process (GO): cell-cell adhesion
Cellular component (GO): membrane
Molecular function (GO): protein binding
Source: RefSeq, a predicted model, not a curated record